Messenger RNA from Stylophora pistillata, 4262 nucleotides. RefSeq names its product ER membrane protein complex subunit 1. Gene Ontology annotation, cellular component: EMC complex. Gene Ontology annotation, molecular function: protein binding. Gene Ontology annotation, biological process: protein folding in endoplasmic reticulum. The record is from RefSeq and is a predicted model, not a curated record. Lineage: Eukaryota; Metazoa; Cnidaria; Anthozoa; Scleractinia; Pocilloporidae.
UCAAGAUGGCGGCAAUUAGGGUCUGCAUGUACGUUUUUCUUUCCUUGAUAAACUGGAAGCUUUGUUUAGGAUUAUUCGAAGAUCAAGUUGGUCUCUUUGACUGGCGUCAAAGCUAUUUGGGCAAAGUGAAAUUUUCAUACUUUGAUGUUUCCACGCAGAGCAGUAAGCGAUUGUUUGUGGGCACGGAAUCCAAUGUUGUAGCAGCUUUAAAUUCAAGAACUGGUUCUAUUAUUUGGCGUCAGGUCUUGGAGGAAAGCGAGGGAGUCUUAGAUGUGUUGCUUUAUCGGGAAAAUGUGCUUAUAAGUUCUUCAAGUAACGGGAAAUAUUUGCGAUCGUGGGACACUAGCAACGGAGCACUUUUGUGGGAAUCUCUCGCUAGAUCAGCUUCUUCUCCGGUCAAAGAAGUAACUUCACCCUUCCUUGGAUGGAGCGGUCCACAAACAGUUUUGGUAGAAGAUAAUGAGAAAAAUUGGGUUAUUACACUGGGUUUCAAUGUAGUGAAAGCAUUUUCACUUCAAGAUGGAUCUGAAAAAUGGUCACACGAUGGCAGAGGACAAACAGCUGACUAUUUCAAUUUUCAACAUUCCAGUGGGUAUCUUUAUCUCUUAGGGAUCAAAAAUGAUGUGGAUAUUGUAGUCAAACAGUUAAGUGUGGAAAAUGGUGAGGUGAAAGGAGAAAGACGAAUUGGAGCACCAUGGAUCAGCAAUGGUGCUAGCUGUAUUUUUGUCAAGAGUUUGAAUUUGGUUUGUGCAGAAACAUUUAGCAAUAGUAUUCAUGUGAUUUCUGUCAAUGAUGAAUCUGCAACAGUGAAAACCUCAUCAUUAACCUCAUUAGGACUAGGAGUUGAAGAUCUCUCUGUUAGUACACCCAGUUUGCAUUCAUUUGGUUCAUUUUCAAACUCUUGGGAUGAAAGAUCAGAAUUCCUUUUAAAGCUCUCAAAGACUCAACAACUUGUUUUAAAGUUAAACAGUGAUAGAAGUCUGAAACUUCUGGCCAAAUUUACUGAACCCUCCCUGCUUAGUGCUGCAGAACUUGGGAACAAAGCUAUUUUGACAGCAGUAACACCUAUCACAGAUGAAUCAUUAGAGAUUAAAUGCUAUGAUUUAGAUGGUUGGAAACUGCUUCAAGAUAUGUCACAAAAAGUAGCAGUGGUUGACCGUGGCGAACCAGCAGAUGCACUGUUGUACUUGUUCAAUAAAAAAGAGAAUGAACUUGGUUACAGAGUUCUCCUGGCCACCACAGACCAUGCAAUAUCACUAAUACAGUUUCCUGGACGAAUCAUGUGGUCUAGAGAAGAAGCUCUUGCAGAUAUUACAGCUGUAGAAGUGGUCGAGCUGCCAUUUUCACCCUCACAGGCAAAUUUUGAGACACUUCAGGAGGAGUUUGGGGCACAUCCAAAUGAUGACAUUUUGUCCAUGUUUAUCCGCCGAAUCCGUGCCCAAGUUAAACAGUUUCAAGUUCUUGUGAAGCAAUUCCAAGCCUUUGUCAAAGCGCAACAAGAGCAUGGCUUCUUUGCCGAAUCAACAGACAAUGAAGAAGAGCAACUGACAAGAGACCAGUUCAAUCUUCGCAAAUUGAUUGUAAUCAUAACAUCUUCAGGAAAAAUCUUUGGUCUUAAUUCUGCAGAUGGAAGCAUUGUCUGGAAAUACUUCCUGCCUACUCUUGCCCCUUUCUCUCAAAAUGAAAAGAAGUACUCUUUACUCUACACACAGCGAACUGUUGCUCACUUUCCUCUGACUGCACAAUGUAUAGUGCUUGGAAAAUCACGCUCAUCUGAAGGAUCACUGAUACAUGUUUUCAACCCAAUUACUGGGAAACCAAUAAGCCCUGGACAUCUCAAAGGAAACCAGCUGCCAUACAGAGUUGUACAGUCCAUGCUUCUUCCACUCACUGAUGCUAAACACACCAAAAUUCUGCUUCUUCUUGACUCCACUCUGAAUGUGCAUGUGUUUCCACGCACUGCAGAUGCAAUUGAGAUUGUGUCUAAAGCAUCAUCAUCAAUCUUCUUCUUCUUGGGUGAUAAAGAGAAGAAUAACUUGAAAGGAUACAUGCUCCUGUCUGAUAGACAGAAAAAUGUCUUUCAUGUGAGAGAAAUGUGGAAUGUAAACUUUCCUCAUUCACAGCAGACCAUUGCUAAUAUUGCAUCGAAGAGUCCUCUGGAACAUGUUCAUUCACAAGGAAAAGUUCUUGGGGACAGAAGAGUGUUGUACAAGUACUUGAACCCAAAUCUCAUUGCUGUUGGCACUGAAGUUAGUCCAGAAUCUAAACCUGGGAUCUCUAUUUAUCUUAUUGAUGCUGUGACAGGACUAAUCAUAUUUCAUGCCCGUCACAAAAGUGCCAAGGGUCCUAUUCACAUGGUACAUUCUGAAAACUGGUUGGUCUACUGUCUGUACAAUACCAAAUCCCGCAGAUAUGAGCUGACUGUGUUGGAGUUGUAUGAUGGAUACACAGAAAGAAACAGCACUGCCCUGUCGUCAUUCGACCCUCCCCCCACGCCAAUUAUACUACAGCAGUCUUACAUAUUUCCAACAACAGUACGUACUGCUACUGUCACCAUCACAGAGCGAGGAAUCACUCACAAAAAUCUCCUCUUCGGGUUACAAACUGGAUACAUCUGGAACUUACCCAAGAACUACUUGGACCCGCGCAGAAAACCUGUACCCACCCAACAGGACCGUGAAGAAGGAUUGCACCCUUAUAUUCCGGAGCUGAGUGCGAAUCCACUGGCGUUUAUUAACUACAAUCAAACUGUUGCCAAUAUCAGCGGAGUGUACACGGCUAAGUCAGGCCUGGAAUCCACUUGUCUGGUGUUCGCGUACGGACUGGACCUAUACUGGACCAGAAUUACACCAUCCCGGAUGUUUGACGUACUCAAGGAAGAUUUUGACUACUGGUUCAUUCUAGGUACACUAGGAAUUUUGGUUCUUGUCACGAUUGUGUCUCAGAGACUUGCUUCGAUUAAAAUGCUACGACAAGCGUGGCAAUGAGGACAGAACUGAUGAGUAGAGUACGAUUCUGGGAGAUUUCCUCAUUAACACUAUUAUGUGUUGUCACUGUCCAGAGUGGAAGGGAUUUGGCAAACGCGGAUGUUAAAGUAGAGUGUAUAUGAAUAGUUUUCUAACUCCCACUCUGCGGUCAGACUAACACAGCGAUCAAACGUCGAGCAUGUGCAUGGGAUCAAUUUUUGGGAGUCUGGGUCCGGACUACACGCGCAAAAUUUAAAAGAAAAACAGAGGAAACAAGCGCUGUUGCAAAAAAUAUGCAAAGAAAAAAAAAUAAACGUUCAUAGAAAUCUGUAAAAGGAAGCAAAAGUAAGGAAAGGAAAGCUUAAGACUUUCGAACAUACAGGUUAUUUAAUUACGGGCAACCUGUUGAUUUUUCAUUUUAUUUUUUGCUUUAUCAGGAAAGUAUUUCGGUUUCAGAAUAACACCGUGUCUUUUGUGUAUGUUUUAAAUUCUAGAAAGACAACUUCGUUGUGACAGCCUCAAAGCAUUACAACGUUCGCACAUGCGCUGACGUUAGACCAUUGUGUUGAACAGAUUACACUUAGCGUUAAAAACUGAUUAUCAAUACCAUUGAACCUCUCAUGGGUGGACGCUUUCGGCACUACAAAAAAAAAUUACCAUUAUUCUUUUAUAUCCUAACAUCAAUAGGUAUGUACUUCACAUUUUUCUCCAUACAUUUCCUAUGUUUCUUAAUUUUGUGAUGAUUUCCUUACUCUUAUGGCCCCAAUGUUUACUUGAGAAGGACAGUGUUAAGAGAAAUUAGAUGAUAAUCGAGAAAGAUGUUUUUCGUCUUGUCACGAGCGUGGGACAGAGAAAUAAAUCUGAUGAUAAUCACUCUUAGGAAUUACAGUGUUGUAAAUGGUGGUUCCCUACAGGAGGCGAUCGUUUGCGAAGGUUCGACUGUAAAUAGCUAUCCAAAAGUGUCAUUGUGCGGAGUGUAAUUUCCUGUAACUAAACCUCCUUUCAGGGCCACGACCAGGAAUUUUUUUCCCGUACCUCGGAAUAUUUUGUGUACUUAUUUGAACAUAAAUUUUACUUAAGCCCAGUUAUUGAAAUUUUGCCAAUGACAAAAUGUUUGAGUGAAAUCUAAGUCAGAUUUUUGUCUGUUUCGUCGAGCAAAAAGCUAGGAACUUCAACUGGACAAACAUUAUGUCAUUUAAUAAAAUUUUAAGUGUCAUAAUCUCUUUUUUUCGUCAAGUUUGGUCCCAUAUUCAACACCAUGGUUAAUUAAAAAAAGAAACUUCUGACUAAGUUUGA